CCGAGACGACCAUCUUUAAAGUAAAAAAGGCAAGAUUUGCGUGCCCCUCUCGGUGGCAGAGAGUUAAUGCUUCAGGCUUGUUUGCCCCUCAUUACUGUCGCCAAAACACACGCUAGAAUACGGCAUUACGUAAGCAAACAGUGUUGUUUUACGUUCACAGAUACGACACAUGCGAGUUUGUCAAAAAGCACAACAGACUGUUGAAUGUACUUAGUUGAAGGUGGAUGGUGCUUAUCAACCUUCCAAGAUGGAUCCGGUUGUCCUGAGUUACCAAGACAGCUUGCUGCGACACUCUGAUGUGGCUCUUCUUGAUGGCCCCCACUGGCUGAAUGACCAGAUUAUUGGCUUUACCUUUGAGUACUUUGCCACAGAAAAAUUCAAGCACCUCUCUGAAACUGUCUGCUUCAUCAGUCCAGAAGUCACACAGUUUAUCAAAUGUGCAUCCAGCCAGGAAGAGCUUGCCUUGUUUUUAGAGCCGCUGGGGUUGCCUUAUCGAAACUGGAUUUUCCUGGCAGUAAAUGACAAUAGCAACCAAUCUGCAGGGGGCACACAUUGGAGUUUACUGCUGUUUUGUCGGGACGUCUCUUGUUUUAGUCAUUUUGACUCGCAUAGCGGCAGUAAUUCUUUGCAUGCCCGCCGCAUUGCAGCAAAACUGGAAGCCUUCCUGGGGACUGUUGGGAAGGGGUCUUUUGUGGAGGAGGUUGCACCCACUCAGCAGAACAGCUAUGACUGUGGGAUGUAUGUAAUCUGCAUUGCUGAGCUGUUGUGUGAGAGUAUAACUACAGGUAGCACGCCUCGUUUACUUCUUCAACACAUUACUCCAUCAUAUAUCACGCAGAAGAGGACAGAGUGGCAAAGAUUGAUUGAAAAGCUGGCCAAGAAGUGACUACUAUAACUUGUUCUUCCACUGCCUUUAAAGUAUAAACUGGGAAUCAAUGACCCAAUUCAUAAUGAAAACUCAUAGCCUUAAAAAGUUUCGAGAAUAGCUAUGCUAUUUUCUGAUCAUUUUAGAUGAAGAAUCAUUAAAGCAUGUGCCACCAUGGUAAAGCUCUUGUAAUGCUGCAUUUAAUGUGGAUGUCUGCUUUAAACAAUUAUCAUCUUGUAACACUGCUGUAUGAUAUAAAGCAGUUAGUCCACCUCUAAAAUUGUAGUUCAGCCAGCUUUUAAUCUGUAAAUCUUGCUUUUGUGCAUCUCAGCUGAAGAUCUUACAGCAUUGUAGUUUCAGUUGUCAGGCAGCACUAAACAAUGAGCCUAAAGUCCAGAUAACAUUUCAGAUGGCAUCUCAGGUUCACUCAGUGUUCUACACUGCAGCACAAGCAUGUGGACCGCCUGGCCGCUGGAAAACGAAUACUCUUCCCCAACAGGAUGUGUGAGGCUAAAUUGGAAAUGCAUACAAAAGGAGCAAAUA
Messenger RNA from Polypterus senegalus (gray bichir), 1408 nucleotides. RefSeq names its product SUMO peptidase family member, NEDD8 specific (gene senp8). The transcript has 2 exons. The coding region runs from base 248 to 886 and encodes 212 amino acids. Gene Ontology annotation, molecular function: cysteine-type peptidase activity; deNEDDylase activity. Gene Ontology annotation, biological process: proteolysis. Lineage: Eukaryota; Metazoa; Chordata; Cladistia; Polypteriformes; Polypteridae. The record is from RefSeq and is a predicted model, not a curated record.